This is a messenger RNA of Ilex paraguariensis (yerba mate), 645 nucleotides long. The record is from the annotation of a GenBank genome assembly. Lineage: Eukaryota; Viridiplantae; Streptophyta; Magnoliopsida; Aquifoliales; Aquifoliaceae.
AUGGCGGCUUCUUUGCAGUUCAGUGCAAGAUUCUUCAAACCCCAACACUUCCAAUCCAAACACUCCGCAAGACCAGCUGUAAUCCGCUGCUCCGCCACCACAACCACAAAACGAUACACCAUCACUUUACUUCCAGGCGAUGGAAUUGGCCCCGAAGUCAUCGCUGUCGCAAAAAAUGCCCUCAAACUCGUUGGCUCGCUCGAAGGGAUUGAAUUUGAGUUCAAGGAAAUGCCUGUGGGUGGAGCCGCCUUGGAUUUGACCGGAGUUCCGUUACCAGAGGAGACCCUUUCUGCGGCGAAGCAAUCGGAUGCAGUUCUACUUGGAGCAAUUGGAGGGUAUAAAUGGGAUAAUAAUGAAAAACAUUUGAAGCCCGAAACUGGAUUGCUUCAGCUUCGGGAAGGUCUUAAGGUCUUCGCAAAUUUGAGGCCAGCUUCUGUUCUACCACAGUUAGUUGAUGCUUCAACUUUGAAGAAAGAGGUUGCCGAAGGUGUUGACCUAAUGGUUGUAAGGGAGCUUACUGGAGGUAUUUAUUUUGGAAAACCGAGGGGUUUUAGCAUGAGUGAAAAUGGUGAGGAGAUUGGUUUCAACACUGAGGUGUAUGCAGCCUAUGAGGUAGUCUCUGAUACCACUUAUGACUUUUGCUAA